This is a messenger RNA of Rangifer tarandus platyrhynchus (Svalbard reindeer), 552 nucleotides long. Lineage: Eukaryota; Metazoa; Chordata; Mammalia; Artiodactyla; Cervidae. The record is from the annotation of a GenBank genome assembly.
AUGACAGUUUCGCCUCUUCAAGAGACGAAUCUGCUCACCUCUUAUGCAGUACGGGCCGGCGACUUCCUCUUCGACUAUUUUGUGUACGGGACAGAAACGUCUGAUCGCGCGCACGUGAACUUGUUUCUAACGAACAACCCGUUUCAGAGCAGUUACUCCCUACUACCCAGCUUUUUCAGCAGCGUGGCAGCAGAAUCCUACGCAUCCGUAGGAGGGUCUCGAGGCUUCUGUGGUUCCACCUUCGUGAAGUCUGCUCCGUCGGUCACCCGGACAGCCCUUUGCACGCAUUCAAUCCCAAGCAGCAGAAUGUGUAGGCGAAAUGUGCACAGAGGCUUUGAGCGGAGAGAGGCGUCUCAGCAGCGGCAGCAGCUAGCGGAGACACAACUCGAAGACAAGCAGUCGCACGGAAGAGACGGCCGAGGAGGGCAGCGACAGGGACAGCGCCGGCCUCAUUGCCUGCUGGAGACGCUACGAAAAGCUAGCGUGGCUGGCGUGAAGUUUCACCGCGUACGCUUGGAAGGCAGCUAUAAAAGGGUCCGCCUAUGCCGGUAG